Messenger RNA from Neolamprologus brichardi, 1177 nucleotides. Lineage: Eukaryota; Metazoa; Chordata; Actinopteri; Cichliformes; Cichlidae. The record is from RefSeq and is a predicted model, not a curated record.
AACCCCAAUGUUUUCAGUGUAGUAAUUUAAUAUGAUUUUGUGAGGGCAUAUAUAUAUAUCUAUAUCUAUAUCAUAUUUAUUUAAGCUUUCUGGCACUAUUGACAUGAUGCAGCUCUUUAUAUUUGUGGCUGCGUUUCUUUUUGCGCACGAAAUCACCGAAGCCGUUCCCUCUGACAAGUGCACCUCCCGGUGCGAUGUGAGCUCGUGCCCGAGCCCCAGCUGUCCCGGUGGCUACGUUCCGGACAGAUGUAACUGCUGCCUGGUGUGUUCCCCGCGAGAAGGAGACCCCUGCGGCCGCAAAGACGACCUGCCCUGCGGGGAUGGAUUGGAGUGCAAGUUAUUCGCUGCGGGGAAGCGGCAUCCUCUGUUAGGUCGCCACAUGCGGCUCUCCAGUGGCUCUGGGUUCAUCGUGUCCCACUCAGGUGUGAUUGUGACCAACGCUCAUGUGGUAACCACAGCUGCCUUGGUGACAGGCAGGCCACAGCUGCGUGUUCAGCUCCACGACGGAGACGCAUAUGAAGCCGUGGUGAAAGACAUAGACAGGAAGGCAGACAUUGCUACAAUCAAGGUCAAUCCACAGCAGAAGAAACUUCGCGUGCUGUCUCUGGGCAGUUCGGCUGAUCUGAGGCCAGGAGAGUUUGUGGUUGCCAUUGGCAGCCCUUUCGCCUUGCAGAACACCGUCACCACCGGCAUCGUCAGCACUGCACAAAGAGAUGGCAAAGAGCUGGGCAUAAAGGACUCAGACAUGGACUACAUCCAAACUGAUGCUAUUAUUAACUACGGCAAUUCGGGAGGACCUCUUGUUAACUUGAGAUAUUUUUUAGGCAUCUGGAUGGUCACCAUCACCAAAGCUCUUGUAGAAGAGCUGCGACUUCAUAACCCAGACUUCCCCGACAUCAGUAGUGGAGUUUUGGUGCGGCAAGUCAUACCUAACACUCCAGCAGAAAAAGGAGGGAUUAGGGAAGGUGACGUUAUAGUGAAGUUGAACGCAAAGCCAGUCAGGACCACUGAAGACAUCCAUGAGGUGUUGCAGAGCGACCAGCCACUCCUACUUGAGAUUCGCAGAGGGAACGAUGACUUACUCUUCAAUAUCCACCCACAGCUUUUGGUACAUUGAAAACUGGGAGAAUUGAUAUCUUUUAGUUGUGAAGAGGCAGGACUCAAUAUGUCCAGUACU